GCUAAUGAAAUAAAAAGUCUACUUCCCCAUUGAGAGAGUCAUCCCUCAUCUUCUCUGUUCUAUAGCAAAAAAACAGUAAUCAUAACUUGAUUUAGAUCUCAAAAAUCUUGAUCAUCACCAUCAUUACCUUUAGAUCUUUCUCCCUUUUGCUCACUAUCACUCUCAGUCUCUCACCUAUCCACCCAACAUGCCUUCUAGGGUUUCCAUUCUCUGUGUCACUGGGACAAUACAACAGUCCCAAUUCUCACCCUUUCACACCACCAUUCUCUGAUUCACCCUCCACCCUCAUAUCCACCAAAAAAGCAUGCAUCUUUGGUGCCACUGCCUCAAACCCACUUCAGAUUCUCCUCUGAAACCCACUGAGGGUGUUGUUGGCGGUGUCUCUUAGUGUUCAUUGGUGUUCACUGUUCAAUUUGGGGGUUUUAAUCUGGAAUCUGAAAUUGGAUCAAUUUGGAGUUUAUUUUUGGUUGCAAAAUGAUUUCUUCUGGGAUUAACUUGGUGAUGACUGUGAUUGGGUUCGCGGUGAGCACCAUGUUCAUUGUUUUCGUCUGCACCAGGCUCAUAUGUGCACGAAUUCACCUGAAUGCUGCAAGGAGAUCCUUUCCUAUUGCCUCCAGAUCCAAUCUCAGCAUGGCUGAUUGCAGUGCAAACUUUGUGUUGUUUACCCAUUGAAUAUGAUGUCAUUUUGUAUGUUGAUUUAUCAAUUGGACAUUUUUUCAUCCAUGUUCAGAUGGAGCGUGGUUGCCAUGGUCUUGAACGCGUAACUGUAGCCAAAUUUCCAACAAAGAAGUACAGUGACAAGUUUUUUGCUGCAGCAGAAAAUUCUCAAUGCACAGUCUGCCUCUCAGAAUACCAAGGUGAGGAUAUGCUGCGUAUCCUCCCCUAUUGCGGACACUCCUUCCAUGUGACCUGCAUAGACUUAUGGCUGCAGCAGAAUUCCACUUGUCCUGUUUGUCGAAUAUCGUUGCGUGAAUUUCCUGAUAGAAAGCGGUUAAUGCAACCCCUGUUCAGCUCUGCUUUGCAACCUCACUAUGACAUAGAAUCCUUUGACAAUCGUCAUUAUCACUGUAUGAUAGCUGAUAAUGGAUUAUCAUCAAGAACCCCUGACAACCAUGCGGUGAAUCCUAUAGAAGAAGAUCAUUUUCCAUCCGAGGGUGAUGGAGCAGUUGCUAUGGACAAUAUCACCUGUUUAAGUGAGGGUGACUUCAUUAAAGAUGAAGGGAAGAAACAUGUAGAGAGCCCUUCAAACUUCCGGAUUUGAUUGGUUUCAUGGAAGUUGAAGCCUCAAUAUGAUACUUUGAAAUCACAAAUUGAGUAUAAAGUUAAUGUUCCAAAAUUGGAGUGAAAAUGUGAAAUGCAUUAGCAUGCUGAAGGAUGGUUGAUAUCUUUUACUGUAUAUAUAGCUGAGAACACCCCCCACCCCCCGAACUGCACUUUACUGUCUUCUCCUUUGUUCUUUUCUUGAUCUUCAAUACUAGAUAGUAUUUGAAACUCUCUCUCUCUCUCUCUCCCUUCCUAAUUGUAAUUGUUGUAAGACUAGAAUUAGUUGAAUACCCCUUCAAAACUUUGUAUUAAUGCAAAUCCGUACAGUGCAAUUAAUGUAUCUUGUUUUUUUGUCCAACGAUUGGCUUUUCA
This is a messenger RNA of Glycine soja, 1635 nucleotides long. Its product is annotated as RING-H2 finger protein ATL38-like. The record is from RefSeq and is a predicted model, not a curated record. Lineage: Eukaryota; Viridiplantae; Streptophyta; Magnoliopsida; Fabales; Fabaceae. The transcript has 3 exons. Bases 584 to 1261 code for a protein of 225 amino acids.